AUGCCGGGCCUCUUCUACCAGCUGUUUCAAAUGCGUUUUCCACGUUUUCAACACGUUAUAAGAAGUAUAAAUUGCUAUGAAUGGGAACAUCUCUUGUUCCGUGGUUUGUAUAAUACUCUCAAAGCUUUUGAUCAAGAUUCUAAAUCAGGAAAAGAUUUGAAACUCCAGGUGGACAAAUUUGUUUCGGACUCACUGUCAGCUGUUGAUAAUUUGGAUAUUGAUGCGCUGAAGUCGUUAUGGGAUUUAUGGAAGUCGAAAGUUUUCAAUUCUCUGUCAGGUGAAAACGCCCGGUUAACUAUUGUUUACGAAACGGAUAUGUAUCGAUUAUAUCUAGUCAAAUGUAUGGAAAACAAACGUAUGGAUAAAUGUAACCAAUUCUUCUUAAAGUGCGCCGCUCUUACGCAAAAUAAUCCUGCUUGGACAGAAUGGUUCGCGUUUCCGUAUCAUCCGAAACCAGAAGCAUGUCAAGCGUUUCGAAAAUACUAUAGUCAUGAAUGGAGAGAAAUUUUUGUCAUUUCGCUCCAUAAUUUUGUACGGAUAGCAGUACAAUCAUCACCGAGAUCUCACCUUGUUCAAAUGGUUGAACUGCUCUCCGAAGAAGUAGACUCUAUGAGCAUCUCGGAUCGGUCUCAUGGUGGGAACUUCGCUAUGAUGAAUCCAUUCGAGGAUGAACUCAUGGACGAUUUCGCAGUGAUUGCCCAAUGUUCGGGUACGAUGAAGAUGUCUGCGUCAAAACCGUCAUUGAAAGCGUUCUUCAAGAAUUUAACAAGUGGAAAUAGGAAGAGCACCAGUACAGACUCAUGA
This is a messenger RNA of Necator americanus (New World hookworm), 804 nucleotides long. RefSeq lists its product as uncharacterized. The coding region runs from base 1 to 804 and encodes 267 amino acids. The record is from RefSeq and is a predicted model, not a curated record. The transcript has 8 exons. NCBI's taxonomy places the organism in Eukaryota, Metazoa, Nematoda, Chromadorea, Rhabditida, Ancylostomatidae. Gene Ontology annotation, biological process: early endosome to late endosome transport; negative regulation of phosphatidylinositol 3-kinase/protein kinase B signal transduction. Gene Ontology annotation, cellular component: early endosome membrane; late endosome membrane; extrinsic component of endosome membrane. Gene Ontology annotation, molecular function: protein binding; phosphatidylinositol 3-kinase inhibitor activity.